AGUCACUUGAUCAGUCACCAUGCCUUUGAUCUCUUGCCUGCAUAUUUAGCGAAAAGAGGCCACCAAAACCCUAUCGAUCCCAAUGACACUCCGGUCAAAGAAUUAACCGGUCAUGAAAGUAUGUGGUCUUAUUUGAAGGAAAAUCCAAAAGCAGGAGAGAUUUUCAACACCCUCAUGAAGUUUUCAACGAUGAAAGAGCCAGCCUGGAUGGAAAUUUACCCUCAUAAAAACCUCGUGGAUGAAUCUGAUCACAAUUGUCCACUGCUUGUCGAUAUUGGUGGUGGCAUCGGCCAAGAUAUACUGAGGUUCUAUACUGCCUACCCAGAGGUAGCCUCAAGGAUCUAUCUCGAAGAUCUCCCAGAAGUCAUUGCCGACGCAAAUGAGAAAGCAAUCAUCCCCAACGCCGUCAACAAGCUGGAGUACAGUUUUUUCACGCCGCAGCCAAUAAAGAGUGCCCGUGCAUAUUACAUGCAUCACAUCAUCCACGAUUGGCCCGAUGCCUCAGCUCGUAAGAUUCUAGAAAUGCAAAAAGGCGCGAUGAAGCCUGGCUAUAGUAGGUUGCUCAUCCAUGACAAUGUCUUGGAUGACGAAAAAUGCCUCUUAGGACCUACUUCGCUUGAUAUCACUAUGAUGGUGUGUUUGGCUGGGCAGGAGCGCACAGAAAAGCAGUGGUUGGCUCUCUUCGAUUCGGUUGGACUCAAGGUGAUCAAAUUCUGGAAGAACCCACCUAACACUUCUAGUGUCAUUGAGGUUGAAGUGCCAUUAUCUCCACCACACUAG
Messenger RNA from Colletotrichum graminicola M1.001, 780 nucleotides. RefSeq lists its product as uncharacterized. Gene Ontology annotation, molecular function: O-methyltransferase activity. The transcript has 2 exons. NCBI's taxonomy places the organism in Eukaryota, Fungi, Ascomycota, Sordariomycetes, Glomerellales, Glomerellaceae. The annotation marks the transcript as partial. The record is from RefSeq and is a predicted model, not a curated record.